Molecule: messenger RNA, 1767 nt
Organism: Aspergillus calidoustus
Lineage: Eukaryota; Fungi; Ascomycota; Eurotiomycetes; Eurotiales; Aspergillaceae
Source: the annotation of a GenBank genome assembly
AUGGCACAACUCAACUCCAAGCAGUCGCUUGACAGACAGCCUCUUCGCAAGAAGGCUUCCACUGUUGUCUCUCACGUUGCUUCCUCCAUUCGUCGGGGACGCGAAGUCCCCACUGUCCAAGAGCUCAACACUCUUCGUCGUAUUUCUGGCAAAGUCCCUUGGACGGCGUACACCAUUGCAUUUGUUGAGCUGUGUGAGAGGUUCUCUUACUAUGGAACCACUGCCGUCUUCACCAAUUUUAUCCAACAGCCUCUCCCUGAUGGCUCGAGCACUGGCGCUGGAUUCAGCGGCCAGUCGGGCGCCCUGGGCCAGGGCCAGAGAGCGGCCACUGGUCUCAAUUUGUUCAUUAUUUUUUGGUGCUACUUCAUGCCUAUCAUUGGAGCUUGGAUCGCAGACGAGUUCCUCGGCCGUCUAAAGACCAUCUAUAUCUCCAUCGCCUUCGCCAUGACAGGUCACAUUAUCCUCAUCGUCUCUGCCCUCCCACCCGUCGUCAAACACUCAGACAGUGCCCUCGGUUGCUUCUGUGUCGGUCUCGUUAUCUACGGUAUGGGCGUCGGAGGAUUCAAAUCCAACAUCGCUCCAUUAAUUGCCGAACAGUACAGGGACACACGGCCCUACAUCACAACCGAACCGAAAACCCGCGAGCGGCUCAUCGUCGAUCCGGCACAGACUAUUGGGCGGAUCUUUCUCUACUUCUACUUUAUGAUCAACGUCGGCGCCUUGAUCGGGGCUAUUGCCAUGGUCUACGCCGAGAAAUACGUGGGGUUCUGGCUCGCAUAUCUUCUCCCGGCUGGCAUGUUUGCGCUCUGCCCUCUCGUGCUGUUCGUCUGCAGCAGCAAGUACAGCCUCACGCCCCCCACGGGCUCAGUCGUUGGGAAGGCAUUCCGCCUCUGGACGUUUGCUGUCACGCCUCACUGGUCCUGGAAUCCAGUCAAACUCGUAAAAAGCUGCCGUGCCCCAGGGUUCUGGGAAAACGCCAAACCCAGCAAAGUCCGGAACAAGCCCGACUGGAUGACCUUUGAUGACCAAUGGGUCGAUGAAGUCCACCGGGCCGUCAAAGCAUGCGGAGUCUUCCUCUGGUAUCCGAUCUACUGGCUCGCCUACGGCCAAAUGACCAGCAACCUCACCUCACAAGCCGCAACAAUGGAACUGCACGGCGUCCCCAACGACAUAAUCAACAACCUCGACCCGCUCGCGCUGAUCAUCUUCAUCCCCAUAAUGGACCAGGUAGUCUACCCCUUCAUCCGCAAAUGCGGAUUCAACUUCACGCCCAUCAAGAAAAUCUACGUCGGCUACCUCAUCGCCUCCAUGUCCAUGAUCGCCGCGACCGUCACGCAGCACUACAUCUACAUCCUCAGCCCCUGCCACAACAAAGCGAGCAGCUGCGACGAGCCGGCGCCCAUCAGCGUCUGGGUGCAGACGGUCCCCUACGUGCUGAUUGCAUUCUCGGAGAUCUUCACGUCGAUCACGGGGUACGAGUAUGCGUAUACGAAGGCGCCGCGGAAUAUGAAGAGCCUCGUGCAGUCGCUGUAUCUGUUUACGAAUGCGAUUUCGGCGGCCGUCCAGCAGGGCCUCACGGCGUUGUCGGCGGAUCCGCUGCUCAAGUGGAAUUACGGGUUUGUGGCGGUCCUGGCGUUUUUCGGCGGGAGUUUGUUCUACCAUACGCAUCAUCAGCUGGAUCAGGAAGAGGAUUACCUGAAUCAGUUGGAGCCCUCGAGCUUUCUUGGGAGGCAGGCCAAGGGCGGGGGCGAUUUGGAGAAGUCGUGA